Messenger RNA from Capra hircus (goat), 4627 nucleotides. RefSeq names its product PPARGC1 and ESRR induced regulator, muscle 1 (gene PERM1). Lineage: Eukaryota; Metazoa; Chordata; Mammalia; Artiodactyla; Bovidae. The record is from RefSeq and is a predicted model, not a curated record. Gene Ontology annotation, cellular component: nucleus; cytoplasm. Gene Ontology annotation, biological process: regulation of DNA-templated transcription; response to muscle activity. The coding region runs from base 1064 to 3652 and encodes 862 amino acids. The transcript is spliced from 3 exons.
CCCUCAUUCCCACCCUAAGGGGUCCCAAAGGGGACAGCCCCUACAGGGGGCUUCCCUAGGACCAGAGAGGAGGACAAGGGGCAACGGGUCAGGUAGCCACGGUGCCCUGGUCUCAAGGCACCUCCAUCGCAGGACUGGUCUGGCCAAUAGCCUCCCACCCCUUGGGUCCAGCGGUACCUGACCAAGGGCCAAAGGGCAGCCCCCCAUCGGGGGCUGAGAGGUUAGGGCUCCCAACCAAGAAGGGUUGCCUUGAUUCAGUGAGAUGUAGGGAGGAGGGCUUUGUCAGCUGGGCAGGUCUGGGUUAGGGGCACAGACUCUGACGGUGGCCCUAGGGGGAUGGUGGGAACCAGGAGGCUUGUUCUGUUCUGGGAUCUCCUGCCCAUGCAGGGGCAGAGCCAGCCUCUCCCUGAUGAACCCUGAGUGGGGUCUGGCCGCACCGGUGUGACCUUGGUAGGCUCAGAAGAAGCCCGGCAGCCUGUCCCAGCCAAGGCUGGUGGAAGGUCAUCCCUAAAGACUGGUCACCUGCUGGACACCACGGCCCUUCCCCCCGUGGCCAGCUGCCACCUGGGGUACAUUGGGACACUCCAGAACUAUCACUCAGGUGAACUGAACCCUAGAGGGUGGUCCUUGAAAUGGGCUUUGCUGCGUUGAGUUGGCCUUUCUACUAGCAGCUCUGCAGGGAAGCUAGAGGCUGCCUCAGCUGAACAGACAAAAAAACACCUUGAGGAGGGAAACUUCUCCUGGGGGUGAGGAGCCCUGUGUUUUAGUGAACUUCACUGACUCCAACCCAGAAUUGUAGCAACAUGUCCUUUUAAUGUUACCAUUUGCGCUCAGUUGGGGAGCAGGGAAGCCAGGAAUUUUGGAUGCUCCAACUCCGGGAAGCAGCACAGCUUCUCUCUGGACUCUGUUCUGCUCUCUUUCAGGACAGAAAUGGAGGGCUGGCCUCUGGGCCAGGGAAACCCAAGGGGGCAGGCGGGGUGGUGGCAGUGAGUGCAGGCUGGGGCCCCAGGCCUGGGUCUGUGAAGAACCUGGUCUGUGGCUCAUGUGCCUCUGCUGACCCAGAAUGGAGAACUUCCAGUACAGCGUCCAGCUGAGCGACCAGGACUGGGCUGAGUUCUCAGCCGCCACCGAAGAGUGUGGCCUCCUGCAGGCUGGCCUGGCCUCUGGGGAUGAACCCUUGUCUAGCGACACUGACCAAAGGGACAGCAGUGGCAGCAGCCCCCCAGGACCCUCACCCUUUCUCGAGGGGCAACUGGCUCCCGGAGGAAGUAGCUGGCCCAGCUUUGAGGAGGAGGACAAGGCUGCAACCCGGCAGCUGGUCAGCAGGUCUUGGCAUGAGCCCAUGCUGGCCCCAGAGGCCUGUCAGCAGACGCCCAGCACGUCCGCACGGUCAGAAGCUCGGCUGUCCCUCAGCCCUGGUGCCACCCCUCUCAUCCAGGGCUCAUCCCUCCCGGGGCCAGUGUCUUCCAGAGACGAGAUGCAGAGGCUUCUGCAGGGGCCAGCCCCCCGGGGCCCUGACCCUGCUCCCGCUGGUGAGCCCGCUGGGAGUCCUGAGUCCCCUGGCCACAGUGCUGCCCCCCAGAGGUCCCCUGGCAGCCCUGGAGCCCCGCCAAGAAGCCCUGGCCGAAAGAAGAGGCGCACUGCAGGCACCAAAGCGGGUGGGCGUUCCGGUGGCCCAGGCCCUGCUCCCACCCAGCUGGGUUCCCCACUGCUCACAGAGGCCAAGCCUGAGGACAGCCUCAGCCCUGCUGGGUCCAGGGGGAAGGGUCUCCCGGCAGGAGCAGCAAAGCAGACAGCAGGAACUGGGCCAGAGUCUGCAGGAGCCCCCGAGCAGGUGGCCAGACAACGGCCAGGUGUGGAUCUGCCUACGUCUGUCCCUACUACUGAGCAGGGAGCAGACCGACUUGGAAUGAGCCCCAGAGCUGAGCCAUGCGCUGCGUCCACGUCUGACCCAGGGGCUCCUCUAGACGUCACCAUGAAGUCAGACGUGGCUCUAUCCACACCUGCCUCCAAACCUCAACCUGAUGAGUCUCAGUCUACACCUGCUUCCAAGCCUCAACCUGAUGAACCUCAGUCUACAUCCGCCUUCAACGCUCAACCUAAUGAGCCUCAGUCCACACCCACCUUCAGUCCUCAACCCGAUAAGCCUCAGUCUACACCUGCCUUCAAGCCUCAACCCGAUGAACCUCAAUCUACACCCACCCUCAACGUUCAACCCAAAGAGCCUCAGUCCACACCCACCUUCAGUCCUCAACCCGAUGAGCCUCAGUCUACACCUGCCUUCAAGCCUCAACCCGAUGAGCCUCAGUCUACACCCGCCUCCAAACCUCAACCCGAUGAGCCUCAGUCUACACCCACCUCUGAACCUCAACCCGAUGAGCCUCAGUCUACACCCACCUUCAAGCCUAGACUGGAUGUGGACCUGCUUGUGCCGGGCCCAGUGGUCCAGCCAGAGGUGGAUUCAUCUAUGCCUGCCUCAAAGGCUGUACCAUGCACAGCUCUGCCUCACCAUGUGCUCGAGGCUGGGUCUGAUGUGUGUGUGUCUACACCACCUGCUCCCACACCCCAGGCUGGGCCUGACAUGGUGGAAGCAGAGGUUGUUCCCGUGGCCAAGCUGGGUUUGAGCCCUGUUUGGUCUUUAGAGGGACACCAACAGAAGCCCAGAGGGGAGCCCUCAAUAGAUGCCUCUGGACACCACACUGGGGAGCCCCCUCUAGGCCCCAUCCAAGCACCCAGGAAGAAGAAAGUGCGAUUCUCCAUGGCUGUGCCCAGCUCCGAAGAGCCAUGGUCAGGAGAGGUCUCAGGCCCACCCUCUCCGGCCACAGCCCCCAGGAUGGCAUCUGGGGGCCACAGAGGUUCUGGAGCCUGGGACUCUGUGGCAGUUGGGCCCCGGAGCCCUCAGCCUCGGAUUCUGAAGCACCUGCCCCCGCCUGCCCCCUCUGCCUCCAUGGGGCCAGGGCCCAGGAGCUGCUUUGCAGUGACCCUCCCGGAAGCCUAUGACUUCUUCUUUUGUGACACCAUUGAGGAGGAGGACGAAGAGGCUGAAGGGGCAGCAGAGGCUGCCCAGGCUCCAGCUGAAGUCCAGUGGCCGGAUGUAUGUGAGUUCUUCUUCCAAGACAGCCAAAUCCAGAGGUCGAGGCACCAGGAGGGCCGCUCCCAAGCCCCACCCCUACAGGCUGGGCCUGUGCCGGCCCCUCCACCUGGAGACCCCAUGCCAAUCUCCAUCCCUGAGGCAUACGAACACUUCCUCGAGGAGGACAGGUCAGGGGGCACCCUGGGGCCAGCCGCCCUUCUCCAGACGCAGGUCACAGAGCCCCCCAGGUCAGUCCUCUGGGGAGUGGGGACUGGGGCCCCACCGGAGUCUAGCCCAGCCACAGUGGAACAGCUUACCCUGGCCAUCAGGGAAGCAGUGGCACCCCGGGGUCCCCUCACCUCAUUCACCUUCAGCCAGAAAGACAUGUGCAUGGUGUUUGUAGCCUUUGCUACCUGGGCUGUGAGAACGUCAGACCUGCACGCCCCAGAUGCCUGGAAAACAGUGCUGCUGGCCAACAUUGGCACCGUCUCUGCCAUCCGAUAUUUCCGCCGGCAGGUGGAGCGGGGGCGCCACAGCCGUAGUCGCAGCCCCAGCCCCAGCUCUAGCCCCAGCCCCUAGGACCCAGGUUCGGCCCAGGAAGAUGCAGGACAAGGAAAUGUCCACAGGUGCUCAGGACAAGGCGCUGCCCUCAGGCCUUGCCCUCUGACUCUUUGUGUUCUGCAGUGUCUAAGAUGGAGACUGUGUCCUUGGUCCCAGCUCCCCUGGACUCCACUGAGGGUCUGACCAGUGGCCGAGGCCAAGGCUGUGCUCCACGCUUGGGAGCAGGGAGAUUCUGGAAGGCUGGGCAGGUAGGGGCUGAGCAGGAAACUGGUUAGUAAGGUGGCCAGGUUAGCAAUAAAAAACACAGGGCAUCCAAUGAAACUUGAAUCUCAGACCCUCAGGAUGAGACCCACUUACACUAAGGAACUGUUUGUGGUUUAUCUGAAACCGGAAUUAACUGGAAUCCUCAUCCUAUGUGGUUAUGCUUCUGGAGGGAGGGCCACGACAGGGCAGUGGAAGUUAGAGGGGUUCAGAGCAGCAGCGAGGCCCCAGAAGGAGAUCUGGGCAGGGGGCAAGGGCAAGGAGGCAGAGAGCCUCGAGGCUGGGGGUGGGGGCACUGUCCCAGCCUCUGCCCUAUUUACAAGAGGCUGGGCCAGUGGAGGCCUCUGAGGCUUCUCUACCCUGGAACCCCAAAGGUCUGGUCAAGGCCUCCUUGGUUCCUGCCUGAGACGGUGAGCAGGUACCCAGAGGGGUAGGGAUUCGUAGGCAGGGCCUGGAGCCCAGCCUCUGGGGCGCCCUGGAGGAGCUGCAGAGAUGGAAGGCAAGGGUAUCGGGUGGAGGGAUUGGACACCUGGCUUUGCCCAGGGCUGAGAGGAGCUGGAGAUGGGACAGGAAAGUGGGCACGGCGCAGGCAGUGGUGGAGCAAGGGGUACUUGGGUGGGUGUCCAGCCCUGGAAGCAGCACAUGCAGGGCCCCCAGGACGCAGGAGACUACUGGCUGCUGAGGACAGGACGCAUGGACACACAGCACCAAUAAAACCUCCUCUUUCCUUCC